AUGUCUAAAGUGCCUAAAGUGAGCAAGCGUAUCCUGGAGAUGAAUGAACAACGAGAGAGUUGGUGCAUGGUGGAAGCUAGAAAUGAUGUGACCUGGCUAAGACCUCAGAAGAGACAUUUUUUACCAAUUCAACAUAUGGCCACCGCAGAAAUCAAGGAGACUGCUACCUCUGAUACUGGCAGGAGCUCCUGGUCAGAUUUAUCCCACCCCGUUCACAUCCAGAAGAGGCAUUUCCCACAGAGAAAUAAUUCCAUAUUUGGAUAA
Molecule: messenger RNA, 264 nt
Organism: Dromiciops gliroides (monito del monte)
Lineage: Eukaryota; Metazoa; Chordata; Mammalia; Microbiotheria; Microbiotheriidae
Gene: SPATA45
Product: spermatogenesis associated 45
Exons: 2
Coding region: 1-264 (87 amino acids)
Source: RefSeq, a predicted model, not a curated record